This is a messenger RNA of Hyposmocoma kahamanoa, 1014 nucleotides long. RefSeq names its product guanine nucleotide exchange factor MSS4 homolog (gene strat). Gene Ontology annotation, cellular component: membrane; cytosol. The coding region runs from base 256 to 642 and encodes 128 amino acids. The transcript has 2 exons. The record is from RefSeq and is a predicted model, not a curated record. Gene Ontology annotation, biological process: small GTPase-mediated signal transduction; post-Golgi vesicle-mediated transport. NCBI's taxonomy places the organism in Eukaryota, Metazoa, Arthropoda, Insecta, Lepidoptera, Cosmopterigidae. Gene Ontology annotation, molecular function: guanyl-nucleotide exchange factor activity; zinc ion binding.
GUUUUUAAAUUCAAUUUAAAAUAAGUGAAAUUAUAAUUUGACUAAGCAUCUCAAUUAUUGUUAGUCUGAUUGAAAAUUCAUUCAGUGUAAUUAAUUUUUAAUAAUCAAUUGAAGCUACCUUCAUAAAUACAAAUCCAUAAAAUUUUGAAAAAUAUCUUGCCGGUGCUGCUCUAUAAAUUUUAACAUUUCAUUAAAAGUUUAAUGAACUUUCUUAUUAUCUCUAAGCUGCUUUAGGUCGUAUAAUAACUUCUCGACAUGUCCGAAUCAGAAAAUAAGGAAUUGCCUCAAGAAGAAGAGUUAAAAGAUUACGUUGAAAACGGGAAAAACAAACUCAUUGUAAAGUGCAAAUUUUGUGGUUCGAAAAUACUUGAUAAGAAAGUGGCUAAACAUAUCAAGCAGGAGAAAGAGCUACCGCUCAUGCAACAGGAUGUCAAUCGAAAUGCAGGAGAAAUUGAAAAUGAACUCAUAAAGGAAUUCUACCAUGUAGAAAACAUGUACACAUUUGAAAAUAUCGGUUUCACUCAUACCGUUGCAAACACAAAAUACUUGAGCUGUGCUGAGUGUGAUGCGGGACCAGUGGGAUAUCAUGAUAUUGACACUAAACACAGUUAUGUUGCUAUAUCUAGAAUUGUACAUUCAUAAUGAUUUAUGCAUAGAUUUCUAGUGGUGAAGGCGCCUUUGCUUGGUGUCAUGAUUGUAUAAGUUAAAAAGUUAAUGAAAGAUAGAGUUGAUCUUGGAAAGCCUACUAUUACUUGGACUCUCCGAUGAUGUCACAAUUAUGUACUAGAGUCAUCGUUUUGGGGUUCAAUGUAAUUUUGUUGUCUUAACGUUCUUUUUGUAAUCAUUCCAUAAUAAACCAUUUAAGUGACCUAAUGUCUAAUUUUUAAUCAUCACUUAGCAUUACUGAUGAUAUUAUUAUGUAUAUUGUGUACAUUAUAUUGCACUAUUUUGAGCUUAUAUACAAUACAUAAUGUAGGUACAAUUUUGUUGUGUGUAAUGUAAAAGCUUAUUUCG